AGCGCCCCGCCCCGCGCUCCUCUCUUGACUUUGAGCGUCCGGCGGUCGCAGAGCCAGGAGGCGGAGGCGCGCGGGGCAGCCUGGGCCCCAGCCCACUCCCUUACCAGGGCCCAGGAGCCACCAUGUGGCGAUGUCCACUGGGGCUACUGCUGUUGCUGUCGCUGGCUGGCCACGUGGCUCUGGGUGCCAAGCAGGGUCGUGUGCGCCGGGAGCUAGCACCGGGUUUGCACCUGCGGGGCAUCCGGGACGCGGGAGGCCGGUACUGCCAGGAGCAGGACCUGUGCUGCCGCGGCCGUGCCGACGACUGUGCCCUGCCCUACCUGGGCGCCAUCUGUUACUGUGACCUCUUCUGCAACCGCACGGUCUCCGACUGCUGCCCUGACUUCUGGGACUUCUGCCUCGGCGUGCCACCCCCUUUUCCCCCGAUCCAAGGAUGUAUGCAUGGAGGUCGUAUCUAUCCAGUCUUGGGAACCUACUGGGACAACUGUAACCGUUGCACCUGCCAGGAGAACAGGCAGUGGCAAUGUGACCAAGAACCAUGCCUGGUGGAUCCAGACAUGAUCAAAGCCAUCAACCAGGGCAACUAUGGCUGGCAGGCUGGGAACCACAGCGCCUUCUGGGGCAUGACCCUGGAUGAGGGCAUUCGCUACCGCCUGGGAACCAUCCGCCCAUCUUCCUUGGUCAUGAACAUGCAUGAAAUUUAUACAGUGCUGAACCCAGGGGAGGUGCUUCCCACGGCCUUUGAGGCCUCUGAGAAGUGGCCCAACCUGAUUCAUGAGCCUCUUGACCAGGGCAACUGUGCAGGCUCCUGGGCCUUCUCCACAGCAGCUGUGGCAUCCGAUCGUGUCUCAAUCCAUUCUCUGGGACACAUGACGCCUGUCCUGUCACCCCAGAACCUGCUGUCUUGUGACACCCACCAGCAGCAGGGCUGCCGCGGUGGGCAUCUCGAUGGUGCCUGGUGGUUCCUGCGUCGCCGAGGGGUGGUGUCUGACCACUGCUACCCCUUCUCAGGCCGCGAGCGAGACGAGGCUGGCCCCGCGCCGCCCUGUAUGAUGCACAGCCGAGCUAUGGGUCGGGGCAAGCGCCAGGCCACUGCCCGCUGCCCCAACAGCCAUGUUAAUAACAAUGACAUCUACCAGGUCACUCCUGUCUACCGUCUCGGCUCCAACGACAAGGAGAUCAUGAAGGAGCUGAUGGAGAAUGGCCCUGUCCAAGCCCUCAUGGAGGUGCAUGAAGACUUCUUCCUAUACAAGGGAGGCAUCUACAGCCACACGCCAAUGAGCCUUGGGAAGCCAGAGAGAUACCGCCGGCAUGGGACCCAUUCAGUCAAGAUCACAGGAUGGGGAGAGGAGACGUUGCCAGAUGGAAGGACACUCAAAUACUGGACUGCGGCCAACUCCUGGGGCCCAGCCUGGGGCGAGAGAGGCCACUUCCGCAUCCUGCGUGGCGUGAAUGAGUGCGACAUCGAGAGCUUCGUGCUGGGCGUCUGGGGCCGCGUGGGCAUGGAGGACAUGGGUCAUCACUGAGGCUGUGGGCACCACGCGGGGUCUGGCCUGGGAUCCAGGCUGAGGGCCAGCGGAAAAGGCCCCUAUGGGGCGGUGACCCCAGCCUCCCCCAACAGAGCCGGGGCGCAGGCCGGCGCCAGGACGCUAAUCCCGGCGCGGGUUCCGCUGACGCAGCGCCCCGCCUGGGAGCCGCGGGCAGGCCAGGCUGGCGGAGCCCCCAGACCUCUCCCAGUGGGGACCGGGAAGGGCCUGGCCUGGGAAGAUCACAGCCGCAGAUCCCAGGCCCCUGGCACCCCCACUCAAGACUACCAAAGCCAGGACACCUCAAGUCUCCAAGUCUCCAGCCCCACUACCUACCCCACCCCACUCCUGUAUUCUUUUGUUUUUUUAGACAGGGUCUUGCUCCCUAGCCCAGGCUGGAGUGCAGUGGUCCAUCAGGGCUUACUGUAACCCCUCACUCCUGGGCUCAAGUAACCCUCCCACUUCAGCCUCCUGAGUAGCUGGGACUACAGGUGCACCAACACACCUGGCUAAUUUUUGUAUUUUUCAUAAAGAGAGGGAUCUCACUAUGUUGCCCAGGCUGGUCUUGAACUCCUGGGCUCAAAUGAUCCACCUGCCUCUGCCUCCCAAAGUGCUGGGAUUGCAGGCAUGAGCCACCGCACCCAGCCCUGUAUUCUUAUUCUUCAGAUAUUUAUUUUUCUUUUCACUGUUUUGAAAUAAAACCAAAGUAUUGAUAA
This is a messenger RNA of Rhinopithecus roxellana (golden snub-nosed monkey), 2242 nucleotides long. RefSeq names its product tubulointerstitial nephritis antigen like 1 (gene TINAGL1). Gene Ontology annotation, molecular function: cysteine-type peptidase activity. Gene Ontology annotation, cellular component: lysosome. NCBI's taxonomy places the organism in Eukaryota, Metazoa, Chordata, Mammalia, Primates, Cercopithecidae. The coding region runs from base 123 to 1526 and encodes 467 amino acids. The transcript is spliced from 12 exons. Gene Ontology annotation, biological process: proteolysis. The record is from RefSeq and is a predicted model, not a curated record.